AUGGCGCUCCGUGGACUGAUCAACUGUGCUCGAAAUCUGCCGCAUGAUGUUAAUAGAGCUGCAAUUUUCCGCAAUGCUUUACAAUCAAGUUGCUUACAGUGUAGAAUUGGAGCGAAAAGGCAUUUGCUGUCAGAAGACGUUGUGAAGCUCCAAGACUUUCAGCAGAGGAAACUCGCUGUUGCUCAUCAGGUAUCCGGAUCAAAAGAUCAUUAUUUUGAUGUCUUGAAACAAAAGAUGGAGAAGAAUGAACUAAUACUGAAAGAUGAGCUGAAGUUGAUUCUUCAUUUAUGUGAGUCUUCUGAGGACAUAGUGACAGCAAGAAGCGCUAUUUACAGGUAUCAUGAGGAGAACAGGAAUGUGGCAUUUGGGGAGUUUAAGUUCGGCCCUCUGUUCAUGAGGCUCUGUUAUGAGCUGGGACUGGAGGAAAUGGCUGCCACCACACUCAAAGACAGGAUGCUGAAAGGGUUUUUCUCUGAUUCCACAUCUUUCAACAUUGCCAUAGACAUGCUAUUUACUAAAGGAUGCUACGAGAGAGCUUUGGAGGUGAUUGCAGAGAUGCGAAACCAAGGUGUUUCUUUCAACAAAGACACAUUCACUCUGGCAUUUGCUACCUGCUACAAACUGAACAAUGCAAAGUCAUAUCACAUCUGCCUGGUGUUGAUGGAGGAGGGCCAGACCAAAGGUCAGCUGAUCCCAAGACAUGCUUACUGCUUUGCUAUUGCUCUUGCUCUCCGACAGAAUGAUGUUGAGAGAGCUCAGACAAUCUACUCCCAGAUCAUGAGCACAGAGAGCAGGUUAUGUCAGAACCUCCGAGUGCUAAUGUUGGCCAGGGGGGACUCUGUGAAGGAAGCUCUCUCCAUCCUGUCCACUGCAGUGGUCUCUAGGACUCCCACAUUUGUGAAAAAACCUGAGUUUUCACAGGAAGUGGUCCAGGUUUUGAGGGAACGGGCAGUGGGUGGACCAUUAGAAGAGCGGGUUGAAAAGGUCGUAAAGCGGCUGCAACAGGCAGGUCAGGUGAUCAGUCAGUCCCUGGAUGACCUCCUUUGUCAAACGCCCUCUGGGAAGAGGAGGCCUCUGGGAAUUCUGAAUGAGAGCACCAACAGAAGGAGGACUCUAAGACCCCUACAGUCAGCACUGCUCUCAGAGUGAAUACGCACACCACUGCAACCGGCACUGUUCUCCAGACAAACGCGCACACACCAGUGCAGGCCAUGCUGCACUGUUGCCAAAAUGAACGUUCACAUACAGAUACACUAACACAGAUACACUGGUCUGCUGUCAAGGAGCAUGUGAUGACAUCCUGAACUCAAAUCAGUCCAUAACUGAACCCGCCUUAGUGUUGGACAGUCUGCUUGCUCCCACCCACUGACCCAUGUUAUCUACCUCCUAUUGGAUGCUAUGCCUUCUUAAGACCUAAUCCCUCCUCUUCCAUCAGUACAGUGUUUCAAAAUAAGAGACCUUCUAAAACCCUACUGUUAUGGCCUAAGAUCUGAGAUGUGAAAGGCCAUUUAGACUGAUGGAAUCAUUUUUCUAAACAAAAGGUCCUCAAUGCUGUUAAUGAAUUUAAGUGUAAUACAGCUGAGAUGUAA
Messenger RNA from Chanos chanos (milkfish), 1589 nucleotides. RefSeq names its product pentatricopeptide repeat domain 2 (gene ptcd2). The coding region runs from base 1 to 1149 and encodes 382 amino acids. The transcript has 10 exons. The record is from RefSeq and is a predicted model, not a curated record. Lineage: Eukaryota; Metazoa; Chordata; Actinopteri; Gonorynchiformes; Chanidae. Gene Ontology annotation, molecular function: protein binding; RNA binding. Gene Ontology annotation, cellular component: mitochondrion. Gene Ontology annotation, biological process: regulation of mRNA processing; mitochondrion organization; multicellular organism development.